Messenger RNA from Nematostella vectensis (starlet sea anemone), 1800 nucleotides. Its product is annotated as tetratricopeptide repeat protein 38. The record is from RefSeq and is a predicted model, not a curated record. Lineage: Eukaryota; Metazoa; Cnidaria; Anthozoa; Actiniaria; Edwardsiidae. The transcript is spliced from 15 exons. Bases 75 to 1466 code for a protein of 463 amino acids. Gene Ontology annotation, molecular function: protein binding.
CAUAACGUCACGCAUUUCACAUUUGUCACUCCAGACUGUCUUGUACCAGUUGCAUAGCGUUUAGACCGAUAAGAAUGUCUUAUCUUCAUUCACAUUGGCGGGAUCUAAAGGCAUGGGAAGAUGAAGGUCUUCCCUUUACUACACCUAGUAACGAAGCUGUUAAGAUGUACGAUGCUGCAGUAUCACAGAUGGUAGGUCAUUAUGUAGACCCUGUAUUAGGCACUCCCCAGAAGGCAUUGGAUCUCAUGCUUGAAGCAGAUCCUGAUUUUGUCAUGGGCCAAGUUUUAAGCCUGAACUUGGCACUAUGGGGGAAGAACAGCCCAGUCAUUCAAGAAAAAGUUGAUAAAUUGAUGGAGCUGGCCUGCAGAACAAGUAUUACUCCUCGUGAAAAGCUGCAUGUUGAAGCUGUGAAAGAACUUUCUCUUGGGAAUCCUGUCAAAGCCUGUCUAAUCUGGGAUGACAUACUCACUACAUACCCAACUGAUAUGAUGGCAAUAAAAAUCUCCCAAGAGACUUUCUUCUUUACUGGUCUGCACAAAGAGAUGAGAGAUUCUGUUGCAAGAGUCUUGCCGAGAUGGAAACCAAGCAUCCCCCUCUACCCGUAUCUUUUUGGCAUGCAUGCCUUUGGACUGGAGGAAACAAACUUUUAUCACGAAGCUGAAAAACAAGCUUUGAGGGGGUUAGAACUUGCACCUACAGACUGCUGGGCAACACAUGCGCGGGCUCAUGUGCUUGAGAUGACUGGUCGCCAGGACGAGGGUAUUGCAUUUAUGAGCAAGACCCUUAAUGACUGGGUGAAAGGGGAUGGUAUGGCAGGGCACAACUUCUGGCAUUGGGCCUUGUACCACAUUGAAAAGGGUGAAUAUGAUGCGGCCUGGGAUAUCUACGACAGUCAACUUGCACAGCGGUGUAAAACUCCCGGCAGCACCCUCGACCUCACUGACGCUUCUUCGUUUCUCUACAGAAUGGAAGUAGAAGGGCAAAACGUGGGAGACCGAUGGGUGGAUUUACUCCCUUUCUGGGCGCCGCACGUAGAUGAUCACAACAUGAUCUUUAACGACGCUCACAUGCUGAUGUGUACACUCGGCGCGAAGGAUGAAGAAAUGACUCUUAAAUUAAUGAAGUCUCUUCAGGAAUACGUGAGUGAGGGAAGUAGUCACAAUUGCACUUUGUCACGUGAGGUCGGCGUGACACUUUGCGAGGCGCUUGUUCUUGCUGACAAGGGUGAUUUUCCUGGUGCUGUGGAGUUACUUAAGCCUAUACGCUACCGCCUUAUCGCCAUUGGAGGCAGUCAUGCACAGCGUGACGUAUUCAACCUGUUGCUUAUCCACGCGGCGUUACAGUCGUCACGCAACGAACACAAGCUACUUGCAAGGAGUCUUCUCGCCGAAAGAAAAGCAUUGAAGGAAAACGCCCCUAUGACAGACCGACUCAUGGCCAGGGCGAAGGCACAGUAUUUGAGCUGAUUGUCCGCCUCUAUUUAUAUAAAAACUUUAAACCUGAAGAAGGUACUGGCCGCCGAAAUAUUGUUUAAAAGAAAAACAACAAGGAGAACAACUCUGCGAUGUUUUAGAAUUUUCCUUUUAAAGUUCUUCUCCAAAUUCAACUUACGACGCAGACCCUAAGGUCCGACGCAUAUCCGCAGAUAAAGGCUGUCCGGCGUGUCUUUCUUCCAAAAAAUCUAUUCAUAUCACGGGCGUGACUUCAAGGAUUUUUAUUAUAUAGCAUUUACACCCAACAACACCGAAUCGUGCGUAUAUGAAGUAAAAUAAAAAUAUAAAUAAACAAAUUUUGAAUGUA